Messenger RNA from Selaginella moellendorffii, 3340 nucleotides. RefSeq names its product pentatricopeptide repeat-containing protein At2g03380, mitochondrial-like. The record is from RefSeq and is a predicted model, not a curated record. The coding region runs from base 435 to 3281 and encodes 948 amino acids. The transcript is spliced from 2 exons. Gene Ontology annotation, biological process: RNA modification. Gene Ontology annotation, molecular function: RNA binding; protein binding. Lineage: Eukaryota; Viridiplantae; Streptophyta; Lycopodiopsida; Selaginellales; Selaginellaceae.
GGGCAAGAGAGGCGCGUCUUGUGCCACGGACCAAAUGUGGAUCAAGAUGUGUCGAUGGUUUCAAUCACUUGCAUUUCCUCCCAUUCCACCAACUGUAAGUUAAACUGUUCUAAUCUUUUCUUCCACCCACUCACCAUUUCUUGCUUUCUAUUCUCCUCGUGAGGAGCGGAAGUCUACACACAAGUGAUGCGUGCCAACACGUCAAGGUUCGAUCCAAAAAUCUCGCGGCUCCUUGCACGGCUCAAAGAUUGCUCCGCUGCCAAAAACUUGGAGCAUGGAAGAACUGCUCACGCUGAUGCCAUCCAAACGGCCUCGCGGACGCUCGCAAGAUCUUCGACAAACUCCCGCACGACGAUGUGGUCCCUUGGAACGCACUCGUGCUGGGCUAUGCCGACAACGAUCAAGGAGAGCUCGCGCUCGAUCUCUUCUCCAGGAUGAGGCCAGAAGGAUGUUCUCCCAAUUGUCUCUCUUAUGUCGCUGCUCUAAAGGCUUGCAGUUGCUUGGCUUCCAGGGAGGAAGCAAGAGAAGCUCAUGGUCCCAGUGGCAAGGUUUUGGUAAGGUUUGCAUCGCUCGAGAAAGCCAGGGAAAUUCACAGGGAAGUCGACAGUUUUGGUGGAUGCCAGGACUUGGAUAUCAAGCUUCCAAACACGCUCAUCAGUGUAUAUGCCAAGUGUGGGAGCCUGGUUGACGCCUUCCAGGUCUUCCAGAGGAUGCCGAGCCACAGUUUGGUCUCCUGGACGGUUUUGAUACUUGGUUAUGCGGAGAAUGGUCAGGGCGAAGUGGCUUUGAGCUUGUUUGCCACCAUGAAAUCCAAAGGCUGCGAUCCGGACUGUCGAACUUUCGUUGCGGCUAUCAGGGCGUGCACAAGUCUAGCAGCGAAAGAAGAGUUUAAGCUCCUGAGCCAAGAAAAGCUCGUCAAGGUGGCGGCUCUGGAAAAAGGAAGAGAGGUUUACGUACAGGCUGUGGAGAGUGGCUCCUCCGACAAAGAUAUAUUCGUGGCAAACGCAGCGCUCGAUAUGUUUCUCAAGUGUGGAAGCCUCGAAGACGCUCGCCAGGUGUUUGAGAGGAUCCAGCGCCCGGAUGUUGUGUCGUGGACAACUUUGAUCGCGGGAUACUCCGAGAACCGCGAGCCAGAGCUGGCCCUCGAGCUGUUCCAACGCAUGCAACUCCAGCGAUGCUCUCCGAACGGACAGGCUCUCGUGGCGGUGGUAAAAGCUUGCAUUGCUCUGGCUGCGAUGGAAACCGGGCAGAAGAUAGAUGGAAAGGUUGUGAAGACGCAAAGCUUGGAGAAGGGAAUGGCCAUUCACGCGAUGGCUGUGUCGCAGUUUUACUACGACGCGGAUGUUUUCCUGGCGAGCUCGCUGGUGGAGAUGUAUGCAAGAUGUGGGAGCUUGCUCGAUGCUCGCAAAGUUUUCGACAGGAUCGUCUCGCACGACUCGGUGUUGUGGACGGCUUUGGUGCUGGGCUAUGCUGACAAUGGAGAGGAAGAGAUUGCUCUCGAGUUAUUCCGGUGCAUGAAUUCUCGAAGGUGCACACCAGAUUGUCGGACUUACGUUGCGGCGUUGAAGGCCUGUGCCGGGAAAGCAGCGAGAGAGGAAGGCACCGAGAUAUAUGGCAAGCUUGUCAAGCGAAAAUCGUUGGAAGUAGCAGCAGUUCUCCACGCUGAAGUUGCCGAGCGUGGUUUGGAAACGGACGUGUUCGUGGCGAGCUCUCUGGUGGAUUUGUAUGCGAAGUGUUGGAGCAUGGUGGAAGCUCGCAGGGUUUUUGACAGAAUACCAAGGCACCGUCGAGAUGUAGUUCUCUGGACUGCUCUGACUCUCGGCCACGCAGAGAAUGGAGAGGAAGGAGUAGCUCUGGACUUGGUUGGAGAGAUGCAAUCACAAGGAUCUGUGCCGAACUGGUUGACGUUCGUCGCGGCUUUGAAGGCAUGCACGGGCUUGGCCGGGAAAGAACGAGAACUUGGGAACCAUGGCAAGAAGAAGUUUGCAGCUCUCGAGCGAGGAAGAGAUGUUCACUCUCAGGCUGUUAAGUGCUGCUGCGACUCGAACGUUUUCGUGGCAAGCUCUUUGAUCGACAUGUACGCGCACUGUGGUAGCAUGGAGGAGGCUCGGAGAGUCUUCCUGGGAGGAGCUGCGCCACAACACUUGGUCUCUUGGACGUCACUCGUGCUUGGCUACGCUCGAAACGGUGAAGAAGCUCUGGCACUGGAGGCUUUUACUGGUUUGCGACCACAAGGCUGUGUCCCGGACACUCGAGCGAUCGUAGCAGCACUGAAAGCCUGCAUUGGUCUGGCCGAGAAAGAAGAUGGCAUUCAAGUCGAUCGAAAUUUUGUCAAGUUAGCAGCUCUCGAGAAAGGAAUGGCGGUACACUCGGAGGCAGCAGCAAAGUGUCCCGGUGACUUGAAAAACACCUUCGUCGCUAGCAGCUUGAUCGACUUUUACGUCAAGUGUGGAAGCAUGGGCGAUGCUCGGCGAGUUUUCGACACUAUGCCAGAUCUGGGCCUGGUUUUGUGGAGCACGCUCAUGCUGGGAUACGCCGACGAUGGAGAAGGCGACAUAGCACUGGAGCUCUACAAACUGGUCGACAAGAAUUACACCCCCGACGCUCAAACUCUGGCCGCUGCUCUCACCGCUUGUGCCAGGGUUGUGUCUCUCCAAGCUGGGAAAGAGAUCCACUCGGAGAUUUACAGGCGUGGCUUGGAGGGCGAUGGAGUUCUCGCGACGUGCCUGGUGGACUUUUAUGGCAAGUGUGGGAGAACCGAGGAAGCCCAGCUAGUGUUUGAUUCUCGCCAAGGAAGCUGGGACGUGGUAACUUGGACGUCGCUGAUAGCAGGAUACAGUCGCGUGGGCGAUACCAAGGUGGUGUUUGAGAGAUUUGGAGCUAUGGUCGAUGAAGGCCUUGGACCAAAUCACGUGACUUUCGUGAGCGUGCUUACGGUUUGUAGCCGAGCGGGGCUUGUCGAGAAAGGAAGGAGUGUCUUCGCAGCGAUGGAGUCCAGGUAUGGAGUGAAGCCCAGCGAGGAGCACUAUGUUUGCAUGGUGGAUCUGCUGGGACGAGCGAGGAUGCUUGAGGAAGCACUGGAGGUGGUGGAGUCGAGACCAAGGAGUGGCAUGGCUUGGAUGGUGCUGCUUGGGGCUUGUCACAAGUGGAGGGACGUGAAGCAUGGGAGGAUUGCGUUUGAGGCACUGGUGGUGUUGGAUCCAGAGAACUCAGCGGCUUACGAUCUUAUGUCUAACAUUUACAUGAGUUUUGGCAAAAAUUUCAAAUUUCGUAAAAAUUAAGAUGACAUUUUUGUUGUACCCACAAGGCAAUGUAUAUAUACCUAUAUAUGAUUCUUUCC